AUGGAAGCUGUAUGGACACGAGAAAAUAUACGUUCAUUACAAAAUUUACUUAGGGAUCCCGAGUUGGAAGAUAAUAGUGAUCAGGAUGACGUAAUAACUCCAAUGUCUAAAAUGAAACCGGGCGAUAUUGGUCCCAAGUGUCGUUCUGAAGUCAAGAAAGAAAAACCUAAUGUGAAACAAAAGAAUCCUGAUGAUAUAUGGGAUAUUGAUGAAAUACCAGAAGGUACACAGCAUGAAUAUAUAUAUGAUCCGCGCCCUCAGCCCAAAUAUGAAAUAGUGUAUCAGCAAGCAGUAACAGCUGAAGAUGUCUAUUUACAACUUGGUAGAAAAAAUCCAACGACAGCUUGCUGUGAAUACAUGAUUGUCAAAGUAAUACUUCCAGAUACACGACUGUCUGACAUUAUUCUAGACGUCAAAGAAACAUUUCUUGAUCUGAGAGCACCUAAGUAUAAGCUUUUAUUAUAUCUACCAAAUCCUGUUGAACCAGAUUCAAGUAAAGCAGCUUGGAAUGAAGAUAAAGAAAUAUUAGAAAUAACAAUGAAAAAUAAAAGAGAGUAUGAUUUUAUAAAUGAAUAA
This is a messenger RNA of Schistosoma guineensis, 576 nucleotides long. The record is from the annotation of a GenBank genome assembly. Lineage: Eukaryota; Metazoa; Platyhelminthes; Trematoda; Strigeidida; Schistosomatidae.